UCCUAAUCGAGUCCUGUCGACUGUUACUUUGUUAACCUGAAGUGAAACAUUUCCGAAACUCGUGUUUCAGAAUCACAUGGGGCUGCAACACUCUGUGUUACCACAGCGAGGAAAAAGAUGAGGAAAAACCCGAGAGGAAGCGUUUUAAUCUGUGGUAUCCUUCUAAUUAUCAUACCCAAAACAGUCGUUGGUUUGACAUGCGGAGGAAAAUGUGGCAGUGUCCUGGAGGACUGCUCCUGUCGUCCCGCAUGUGUUUCUCUAAAGAACUGCUGUGAAGACUACAAGCAAUCCUGUCUCCAGCUGGCUCCUCACUCCAGCUGCAUGCUGGGAGGAAGAGCUCUCAGGGUCCUUGGUUUGGUCCUUCAUCCUGGCUCUCAGCUUCACUGCAGAUUCAAAGGGGAGAUUGAGCGAGACGGCUUCAUUGAUGCUGAAGGACACGCGUACUGUGUCUCUCCUCUGUUGUAUGAGACGGGUUGGAUAACAGUAGAUAUCUCAACAGAUGGAAAACACUUUGACAGAUCUGCAGAGUUCUUGUCAGUGCAUCCCAGUAAAGCGGACCGUGCGUUUGAGGUCACCCUGGUGAAUUCGACACAGUGGCAGCACUAUGGCACUCCGAACGUUGGAGGCCAGCUCAAGAUGACCUGGAACAGCUCUCUGAUCAGAGCAGACCGGAUCAACGUGGAGCUGUGGGGUUACAGAGAGGUCGACAGGGGCGCUGCAGCAGGGGCGAAUGGAUCGUCCUCUCUGCGAGCAGAGCUGAGCUAUCUGUACUCGGUCGGCAGAAAUCUGCCCAACUCUGGUGGCUUCAGCUUCAUUCCUGAGCCCAAAGACGACUACCGCCCCUGGGAGCUGGGAAAUAUUCGCAUCAUUUCCAGUGCUGAAUCUGAUGGGGCAAGGGACGUGGAGGCGCUGUGGAGUGCGGGUCACGUCUUGGCCUGGCAUCUUGAGCAGUCCUUCAGAGACGACUCCUCGGCCUGGGCACGGCGCAAGUGUCUGCAGUGGGAAGUCCUGGAGGAGAAGGCGCCCGACUUCCUCAGUGAGCUCGUGGACUGCCCCUGCACUCUGGCACAGGCCCGAGCAGACACAGGGAGGUUUCAUACUGAUUAUAGUUGCAACAUUGAGACUGGGAGUGUGUGUUCUUAUCAUCCAGGCAGUGCUCACUGUGUCCGAGCGAUUCAAGCCAGCCCUGUGCACGGCUCGGGGCAGCAGUGCUGCUACGAUGGGAUGGGCGCCCUGAUGGUGACCGGAGACUCAUUUGGGGGUGGGACCCCUGACCGGGCUCACGACUGGGGUUCCCCCCCGUACAGAGAGCCCCCUCGCGUGCCGGGUUAUUCCCACUGGCUUUAUGAUGUUCUGAGCUUCUGCUACUGCUGCCUGUGGUCUGACCUUUGCCAAAUCUACUUAAAACACCGACCUUCAAGUGAGUGUCGCAAGUACCAGCCACCGAAAGCAGGCGUUGUCCUCGGGGAUCCACACUUCAUAACGUUUGAUGGCCUGAAAUACACUUUCAACGGCAGAGGAGAGUAUCACCUCGUGUCUUCUCCACACAGAGAGCUGAGUGUUCAGGCCCGAACAGAACAGGUGAAACUGCACAACGGCACCUUGGUGAAAGCUACGCAGCUGUGCUCCGUGGCGAUGAAGGAGAAGACGUCGGACUCCGUCGAGGUGCGUCUGGCUGACGGUCGUCUGCAGGUGUUGAGAAACCAACAGGUUUUGCCUUUCACAGAGCAGAGAUGGAUGGAUCUGCACGGAGUGUUUGUGUUCGUGCCCUGUCCCGAGAACGUGACGGUCAGCUUCUCCUCUGGUACUGCUGUGGAAGUCCGUUUGCUUGAAGGCACCAUGGCAGUGACUGUUCUGCUUCCUGCGGAGUUUUCCAACCGCACGCAGGGCCUCCUUGGAGUGAUGAACUCGGACCAGGCGGAUGACCUUAUGACCCCGCUGGGAGAGGUUGUCCCGGCGGACUCUACACCAGGGGAGAUCUUUACCUUUGGAGCAGGCUGGAACAUUUCAAACAAGUCUUCACUUUUCACGUAUGACUCGGAGUACCUUUUGGAUUCCUACACCUCCUGGAGCCAUGACACUACGUUUGUUCCUAACUUUUCUCCACCUGAGAGACCCGACGGCCCUCUGGUGUCAGACAUGUCAGUGCUGUGCUCUGGAGAAGGGGCCGACUUCUGUAAAUACGACACUCUGGUAGCUGGGAGCCUCUCGAUGGGAAAUGCCACACUCAGGGCCUACCGAAGCCAUCAAGCGCUGGAGAAAGCCCUGCAGCCAGUGGUGUCUUGCGGCUGGCUUACCACGCCUAAGAAUGGUAAAAAGGAUGGGACGCGCUACCUGGAGGGAGACGCUCUGAGCUUCUCCUGCGAUGAAGGCUACACACGGCACGGUUCAGCAGAGCGCACGUGUCUGGACGACGGGACGUGGACGGGACAGCAGCCACAGUGUGUCAGAGAUGAUGUUGUGGCGCUGGCGCUCGGCGCCGUGGGCUCCCUCUCAGCUCUGUUCACUGUGGGGGUAAUGGUCAGACUGCACAACAGGAAACGUAGCAGAGUGACAAAAAGGAAUCCAGACCAGACGGAGACCCAAGAACAGACUUGCUAAACCAUCAAAGUGUUUUUCGACAGUGGAUGAGGAACAUGGCCUCUGGCCACAGAUGUGUUUCAGGCAGGAAAUCCUGCAGCGGUGCUGACCAUUUGACCUCCUGACCCAGUGAGGAUUUCCUUCUGAGAUUAAUAAAGUAUUUCUAUUCUAUUCUAUUGAAGAAAGCCUCAGGUGUUCGGCUCGCGGCGUGUUGUUUGCCCUGAUGUUUUCCCUCUUGUUUAGAUUGGAAAACCUCCAGGUUGUGGUAAAUGGCGCAUGGGGUGACGACUGAGCGAACUGAAGUCAAGGGAAAAUCUGUGAUUGUUUUUAUAUCCACAUUCUGCAUGACUGAAUGUCCGAUCUGUGCUCGAGAGAGAGAGUUGUAUACAUACGGCACGGAGAUAUCAUCAUCACAAUCAACACUUCCUUCUCCCGUUCACUUUAAAA
Messenger RNA from Salarias fasciatus (jewelled blenny), 3027 nucleotides. It is a transcript of the gene susd2, whose product is annotated as sushi domain containing 2. NCBI's taxonomy places the organism in Eukaryota, Metazoa, Chordata, Actinopteri, Blenniiformes, Blenniidae. The transcript has 14 exons. The record is from RefSeq and is a predicted model, not a curated record. The coding region runs from base 118 to 2601 and encodes 827 amino acids.